CUAUCAAAACCGGAAAUGGAUUUUAUUUGCAUUUUUUUUAUUUGGCUCAAACUACAAGUCUGCAUACAAUUUUGGCAGCUGUCCAUACAAAAAUGGUACGUAAAUAUUCAAACAGCUGUAGCUUUUGAGGGAAUUUGCUGAUCAAUUUGGUGUCUUCGGCAAAGUUGUAGUUAUUGUUGAGAACUAAAAAAAAAGGUACACGAAAAAAAAUUAAACUAAUAUUUUAAAGUAAGGAAAGCACAAUAUUUUUGGAGCUUAGAAGAAAAUACAUUUAUAGAACCACUGCCCUAAAAUGUGAUAAAAAUAUUCAAAUAUAUCAGAGCAUAGACGUCAAUUACAACUUUGAUACGGUUUGGAUUUUCCAAACUAUUAUCAAUUACUCCAAUGAGUAACUGCUGGAUCGCCUUAGCAUUCGUCUAACGUGCACCGCAAACAAAUUCUAACUAGAACCUCCAUGAUUCAUGCAAAUUAAGUAAGAACUCAAGCUUCGCUUCGCAGCGUCUACAACAGUUCAAUUUGGACGACUGAACAAAACAGUCGCAAUCACUAAACCGGUCUGAUAAUAGGCGGAAAAAAAGUAAGUGAUGCUGUUCAAACUGCUCGCAACCACCGUCGCCCUGAUGGCGUCCAUUCCUCACGGAUUGACGCAAAGCUUGAACGAACCGUGCACCAACCCCUACGGCCAACCCGGCCGCUGCGUAUUCCUUCGGGAGUGCCAACCGCUGCUGGACAUCUACCGGCGAGACAACGUUUCGUACGACGAGAGUGAGUUCUUCUACGGCAGUCGCUGCUCCGGGCAGUUCGAGGGGAAACCGCUGCUGUGCUGCUUCCCGGCACCGGCAAACUCCUCCGCCAGCCUGCCGCGAGCCCCGUCCGACUGUGGGCUGGCCCCGCCGGAACGGAUCGUCGGCGGCCACGAAACCACCCUCGGUGAGUUCCCCUGGAUGGCGCUGCUAAUGUACCGCGACCCGAGCCGCGAGCUUCAGCUGAGUUGUGCCGCCACGCUGAUCAACUCGCGGUACCUCGUCACGGCCGCCCACUGCAUCAAGCAGGUCCCGGCCGAAUUGACGCUUGGAGUUCGUCUUGGAGAGCAUGACAUCGCCAACAAAGAGGAACGAGACUGCGACCAGCAAGGCUGUGCGGAUGUUCCGGUGGAGGUCGGCAUUGAGAAGGUGAUCGUGCACGAGCAGUACAACGUGACGGAGCGCGGUCAGUACAACGAUAUCGCGCUGAUCCGGCUGGUUCGGGACGUGGGCUUCUCGGACUACAUCGAUCCGGUUUGUUUGCCCGUUGAGGACAGCGUGCGGAAGAUGGACCAUACGGGGCUGAAGGCCGUCGCGGCCGGAUGGGGCUACACGGAAACAGAUCAACGAAGCAACGUCAAGCUGAAAGUAACUCUGGACGUGGUCGAUCACAAGAGGUGCGUCGACGUGUACAGAUCGUCGCGAGUAGUGCUGCGCGACACCCAGCUGUGUGCCGGCGGACAGGAGGGCAAGGACACAUGCCGGGGUGAUUCCGGCGGCCCGCUGAUGCGUUCCGUGGACGGGAAUUACUACCUGAUUGGGGUCAUCAGCUGGGGAGCGGCCCAGUGCGGAACCAAGGGCAUCCCGGCGCUCUACACGAACGUGGCCAUGUUUGUCGACUGGAUCGAGAACCACUUGGAGUAAACUGAUUGAAAGUCAAAAACGCUUACUGUAAAAUGUCAUAUUAUUUUUUCGUAUAAAAACUUAUAAAUUUAAACGAGGCAAGUACUGGAGGAUCACAUUUUAGUCUCAUAUUAAAUCACUUGGCAGCAGCUGCGACUCGCCCUCCGCCAGGAAGAUCUGCAUCGCCUU
Culex pipiens pallens (northern house mosquito) is the source of this 1835-nucleotide messenger RNA. Its product is annotated as CLIP domain-containing serine protease B4-like. The coding region runs from base 585 to 1667 and encodes 360 amino acids. NCBI's taxonomy places the organism in Eukaryota, Metazoa, Arthropoda, Insecta, Diptera, Culicidae. The record is from RefSeq and is a predicted model, not a curated record. Gene Ontology annotation, biological process: proteolysis. Gene Ontology annotation, molecular function: serine-type endopeptidase activity. The transcript has 4 exons.